GAGGAGGAGGAUGAGGGGUGGUCUCACUCUCAGCUAAGAGGCUACUUUAGUCCCCCCACCAAGCAUAAGCACAUUCACGUAUGCCUCUGCACGUGUAGAGUCGCCUCAUCCGUCUCGACAGAGCGGUCGGCUUCUGAGAGGACCAGCCAGCAAGCCGGCGGCAGAGAGACAGCAGAGAGGGGGGGGGACAAACAGCAGAAGGGAGGGAGAAAAAGGGAGAAAAGGGUGACUAAAAGCCACACAGAAGAGGAGAAAAACACAUCCAAAGGAAGAUGAGGGAAUAAAAGGAAAGGAUGCUUUGAAUGCCUGCUCUCUUUCAUCAAGCAAGAAGAAGAAGAAGAAGGAAGGGAGCGAGGGGGACGCAACAUCCAGAAGGGACAAAAGCGGGAAUGCUGGAAUGAAUGGGAGUCCUGCUUGCACUAGGAAUAGCAGUCACCCACACCGAAGUCACUGAAAAGCACGACAAACUCCCUCUCCCUCGGGAUUUUGAUGUCGCCUUUUGGCUGGGCUUUCACGACGUUUGACCACCGUCGAGCGAGCACGUCUUCGCUCUCCAGGCGGCACCAAUUAAGGUGGGCUUGAGCCGGGCACAGUUGUGACAGUACUGAGGCGUCGGCGAGGCAAAGAGGAAAGUAAAGACGGCGUGGCGAAGAAGAGGAGAAGAGGCCUGCGGAUGCUUAUGUGGACAAGAAGUGGCCUGUCAGCAUGAAGACAGAAGAGAAGGAAUGAUGGAGAACAUCGCCGCUACAUAGGCCACCCAACAUCCCAGCUGUGCAUCACCAGUGAUACCAUGAUCCAGUUCUGACUGUGGGUAAUGCCGAGCCAAAUAACCAAUCCUGGAGAUGCCGAAGAGAAGAGAUAUUCUCGCCAUCGUGUUGAUCGUGUUACCUUGGACUUUGCUCAUCACAGUUUGGCACCAAAGCGCUAUCGCCCCGCUGCUCGCCAUCCGCAAGGCCUGUCACCACCUAGUAAAAGAGAUCUUUAUCAUUCCAGAGAGGCUUGCAGUCCACCACCACCGACUCUCAGAUGAUGGCGUGGAGGGCAAGCGGGAAGCGGGAGGCCAAACGGGAGACUCCAAGGAAUACUGUGCCUCAGAUAAGGACAUUGUGGAGGUGGUGAGGACCGAGUAUGUCUACACACGGCCUCCGCCUUGGUCGGACGUGCUGCCCACCAUCCACAUCAUCACUCCCACGUACAGUCGACCCGUGCAGAAGGCUGAGCUGACGCGGCUGGCGAACACCUUCCUUCACAUUCCCAACCUGCACUGGAUCCUGGUGGAGGACUCCCAAAGGAGGACGCCUCUGGUGACGAGACUUCUCAGAGAAACGGGACUCAACUACACCCACCUCAAUGUCGAGACACCCCGGAACUAUAAGCUGCGAGGGGACACUAGGGACCCGAGGAUCCCCCGGGGGACCAUGCAGAGGAAUCUGGCGCUCCGGUGGCUGAGGGAGACGUUCAACGCCAACAACAGUCAAGCUGGGAUUGUCUACUUUGCGGAUGAUGACAACACUUACAGCCUGGAGCUGUUUGAGGAGAUGAGAUCAACGCAGAAAGUUUCCGUGUGGCCCGUGGCCUUUGUGGGCGGCCUGCGCUACGAGUCGCCCAAGGUCAAUGCCGCCGGGAAGGUGUACGGCUGGAAGACGGUGUUCGACCCCCACCGGCCCUUUGCCAUCGACAUGGCCGGCUUUGCCAUCAACCUGAGGCUUAUCCUUUUCAAGCCUCAGGCGUACUUCAAGCUACGCGGGGUGAAGGGAGGCUACCAGGAGAGUAGUCUGCUGCGGGAACUUGUCACGCUCAAUGACCUGGAACCCAAAGCGGCCAAUUGCACUAAGAUACUCGUUUGGCACACAAGAACAGAAAAGCCCAUCCUCGUAAACGAAGGGAAAAAGGGAUUCACAGAGCCCAAUGUGGAGAUUUGACAAUGUUUUUUUUUUUUCCUCAGAUCACGACGGUCGUCUUUGGACAAAACAGCUGCAGAGUUUGUAGCAAAACAAUGUAACCCAGCCAGACACUUAAAUGUGACAUUUUUUCUUUGGGAAAAAUGGACCAGUGUAUCAUAUCAAAGCACAGCUUGGCGAAAAGCGGAUUUUAUUUAUGAGCUCGGCGAACGAGACGACGUCAAGGACGACUUGGGCGACAACCUGACGGAGAGACAGCACAAUUCGAACACCAGUCAGGUUCUGGAAAAAAAAAAAUCUUCACUUGGGGGAGGGCAAAGAGAGCAAAAACGACAAGGAGGUUAUGAAUGAAGAAUAUUCAACUACACGGACUGCAAUGUGAUUUUACUCUGAUAAACACUACAAGGGAAGGAAUGUCCUUUUGAUAACAAUGUCUUUUGUUUUGUUUUUUUGUUGUUGACAAUACUACUGAUUACAUUCACUCUUGGGUUACCAUAAGUCAUACUUUGAAACCACAACGUGAAAUACCGCUGGGGGAAGUGUAUAUAAAAACAAACAAACAAAAAAAAAACCUUGCACCUCUUACUUAGCACUUAAAAACACAUUGAUAGUAUUUCUUUGUGAUGACAUGUGUAUAUAGCCAUAGAGCAAUCAGGAAAUGUUGUUGUGAAUACUGUAUUUAUGUUGGACCAUGAGGAAAAUAACAAUAGCACACAGUCCGUUUCAUUCAGUUAAAAAAAAAAAGAAAAAAUCAAUAGCUGACAUCAUAAAGGUUUCUCCUCGUCAAUGCACAGCCAUGUACGAACACACAUGCCAUUUGACAAAAAAAUCAUCACGGAUUGAUUUAUCCGGGAAAAGGAAUUCAUCCCAUUGAGGGGAAUCGAUCAUGUCUCAAUCACUGUACACCAAAUACCACCUGACAAAUAUUUAGCUACUGUAGUACAGUGUAACCUCGGUUAGGGUGACUUUCAGAACGUCUGACUCAAACUCGAGUACCACUUGAUUGAACCUCAGUAAAACUAGUAGUACUUGCACUGCAGUUAUCCAGACAAAAUGGAGUGCACUCGGCUGCAACCAGUAGAGGCACUGUUGAUUCCAUCUUAAUUAGUUUGCUUGCUAAAGGACUACAUUACACUUCCGAGCUACGUCGUGAUUGUGCUUAAUACAGGAGCUCAGAACAUUCACAAGUAUUCGCUUUAGGUUAGCACAUGUGUUUUUCAUGGGGAAGUGGUUGGUUACGUGGGGUACAGCUCUUGCAGUUAUUAAUUAUUUAAUGAAGGAAGACACAAAUUAUCCCCCCCCCCCCCCCCCCCCCAAAAAAAUGGAUGCAAGACUGUUGAUUUCCAAUUUGAAUUAUUUGGAUUUUCAGUGCAAAAACUGUAAUUUCCUUAGUAAUAUUAAAUAGCUGGCUAAAAAAAAAGCACAAUAAUAAUAACAAUGGUAUGGAUUUGUCAGUAUUCAGAUGCUGUACACCAUCAGUCCUGUGAGAAUAAGAAUUUGCUGAAUCAAUCAAACAUAAUCAGAGAUGAUUCCAAAACCUUAGUCUCUAUACUGAAAAUUACCAUAGAGUACUACGGCAUAAUUGAAAUAAAAAUCUUGAGAUUGCAAGAUACGAAUAAAAUCGUAAAUUUAUGAGAAAAAAGUUUAUGACUUCUUUUUUUUUUAUUAUGACAAUAAAGUGCCAAUAAUUAUCAGACAUCUCUUAAUUAAUAUAAUCUGAGAUUUUUAGAAUAAAUUGGAGAAUUUACGAGAACAAAAAAUAAUAUUACAAGUAAAAAACUUUCUUCCUGAAGAUCUAUGCUCUGUUGUCCGUCGGACAUGUAUGACACAGAAUAUUAAGAUUUUAUUUGCGUAAAUGCACGGCUUUAUCCUUGUGAUAUUGCAACAUUUUUUCCAUGUAAAUUUAUAUGAAAUUUAUUUAAUUUAAAUUUAUAUUAAAUCUUUACAAAGUCAUAAACAUACAACUUUUUUUCUAUGAAAUUUAUGACUUAUGUAUGUCUCAUAAAUUUACGGCUUUAUUCUCGAAAAUGUGCGAACCUUAUUCUUCAAAUCUCAGGUUAUUCUCUUUUUUUCCACAAUGUGACCCUAAUACUUGGUUAGAGAAAAUACUGCAUCGGAGUACAUGAUAUUUGUUUUAUUGACUGCUUACAUCCUGCAAUUUGAUCUACUGUUAUUUAUUAAAGAAAAGGUUUUCUAUUUAUUUGUGUAUUUAUUUGACGUACAGGUGUGCAAUAAGUGUGCAUGCACACACUCACUGUAAACUAUCUAGCAUACCAACCAGUAAUAAGAAAUUAGCAAUACUGUAGUCUGAUCUUGAUUGCUCAUUAUUGUGUGGAAUACAAGCGAGCAUACCAGCAGUACUGCUUCUUUUUGGGUUUUUUUUUUCCCCACCGCCCAUAUUUAAUAUCUGUUGAUGAGCAUUAACGACCCUCUCGAGGGCUUCCAAGGCACAAUAAACUCCACACGAGUGGUCCCCUUUCACUGUCAUCCUCAUGUCAGUCACACUUUUAUGCAUGGGACUCUUUAAUGCUUCUUUAUUAUUAUUCGCCUCGAAUUCCAGUUUGUCUCAGAGAAAGAUGGUUGUUGGUUCAAGAGAAAUAAACAACUAAGAACAUCA
Doryrhamphus excisus (bluestripe pipefish) is the source of this 4518-nucleotide messenger RNA. It is a transcript of the gene b3gat1a, whose product is annotated as beta-1,3-glucuronyltransferase 1 (glucuronosyltransferase P) a. Lineage: Eukaryota; Metazoa; Chordata; Actinopteri; Syngnathiformes; Syngnathidae. The record is from RefSeq and is a predicted model, not a curated record. Gene Ontology annotation, cellular component: Golgi membrane. Gene Ontology annotation, molecular function: galactosylgalactosylxylosylprotein 3-beta-glucuronosyltransferase activity. Gene Ontology annotation, biological process: carbohydrate metabolic process; chondroitin sulfate proteoglycan biosynthetic process.